Messenger RNA from Anopheles nili, 1396 nucleotides. RefSeq names its product elongin-C (gene EloC). The record is from RefSeq and is a predicted model, not a curated record. Lineage: Eukaryota; Metazoa; Arthropoda; Insecta; Diptera; Culicidae. The transcript has 3 exons. Bases 163 to 510 code for a protein of 115 amino acids. Gene Ontology annotation, molecular function: protein-macromolecule adaptor activity. Gene Ontology annotation, cellular component: elongin complex. Gene Ontology annotation, biological process: ubiquitin-dependent protein catabolic process.
GGCGACCUUUCGUGCGUGCAAAAGCGAGGUACUUAUUGCCAGAUUCUGAAAAGUGGUGUUGAUAUUGUAGAAUUCUAAUUCUACCUCCAAUCCAGCAUCGCCAGCAGACAGAACACGUCGCGCCUGCUUCCUGCACGCACUAGAACAACAGUACCGUAAACAAUGGAGGAGCGCACCGGAACGGAACGAAUCUAUGGCGGCUGUGAAGGGCCGGACGCCAUGUACGUUAAGCUCAUCUCAUCCGACGGACACGAGUUCAUCGUAAAGCGAGAGCAUGCCCUAACCUCCGGCACGAUCAAGGCUAUGCUGUCCGGACCGGGCCAGUUCGCUGAGAAUGAAGCCAACGAAGUGAACUUUAGAGAAAUACCCUCGCACGUUCUCGAGAAGGUGUGCAUGUACUUUACCUACAAGGUGCGAUAUACCAACAGCUCGACUGAAAUACCGGAAUUCCCCAUCGCACCGGAGAUCGCCCUGGAGCUUCUAAUGGCCGCCAAUUUCCUCGACUGCUAGGAGCUAGAGUUACGGUUUAGUUUGGCUACCAUUUGUCUAAGGUAAAACAAUGUUUCCGACUACGAAGUAACACACCCAGUUGCGCCUGUUCUGGGACCUAAAACUAUCGCUGAGACGAUGCCUAGCAAAACCCGUACGCAGGAGAACAGAUGGUUCAGUGAAAGAUAGAUGCAGGAUGCGGAGUGCGAAGUGUGUUUUUUGAUUGCAAACAAGGGCGUUCUUUUCCGUAAACGCUUGAUUGUAAUCCAUAGCGUCUCUAGCCUUAGCUUUUAGCUAUCCCCCUUGUUACCAGGUUCUGAUGAUGUUCUUCAUGAGACUCGGUGCAACUUUCUCUCCACUUCCUCUUACUUUGGUUCCGUCAGCGUGGCAGCUUCGCUAAUGUGUACAUCCUGUUUCAUACAAAUGUGGCCGUUUUCAUUCAAACAUUUUCACAUCGCUCCGAUGGCGCAAGACAGGGUUAUCGAUUGGUUGGAUUGGUAUGUUACGAUGGGUCCAUGAGGUGGGAUUUGGCUACCUCUUGGCAGCAUCAGCCAGAUUGAAAUAAAACCACACCAAAACGCUCGGUUGCCAGGUUCGAAUUUAACUGGUGGCGGUAUUUAAGCUACUCUAGAUCCAAUGAAUGAAUUAAACUCACGAUAAUAUCAUUACCAAGUGGAGUUAGAUCAUAUGAGUCCGCCAUCCUCGCGAACCGAACGACAAAUUUAACGCAUAGUGUGGGAGGGGGGAAAUGUCCUUUUUUCACUUUUUCACCCAAGAAGCAAUAGACAAGGACGGAAAAUCACAACCAUACGUAGUAAGGUGCGAGCGGCAUUUUUGUUUCCAUUUUAUAUUAUGUUAGUUUGUUUCCCCAUUAAACAUUACGAAUAAAAAAGACGAAAAUUUGGUA